UUGUCCGCUGUUUGUUGUUCGCUGUUCGUUGUUCGACGUUCACCGAUUGUUGUUCGUCAUUCGCCGUUCUUUGUCCGCUGUUCGAUGUUCGACGUUCAUCGUUUGUCGUUCGCCGUUCUCUGUUUGUUGUUCGUUGUUCGUUGGUCGCUGUUCGACGUUCACCGUUUGUUGUUCGUCACUUGUCGUUCACCAGUCGUUGGGUGUUUGUUGUUCGCCCUUCGCUUUCCUCGACCGCUGUUCGUUGUUCGCUGGUCGUCGUUCGACGUUCACCAUUUGCUGUUCGUCAUUUUCAAUUCAUCGGUCGUCGUUCGCCAUUCACCAUUUGUUAAUCGCCAUUCCUCGUCCGUUGUUCGCCCUUUGUGGUUCGUCGCUAUUGCGACGGUCGAGUCCACAAUGCGCCUCGUUUCGCGAGAUGACCCAAGCUAUUUUGGCCUAAUUCAAGCCACGAAAUCUCCUCCAGGCCGAUCAGCACACACCGGAACGCACCGAACAUUCUGCAAACUGGAGGCUGUUGUCGAGACGAUAGUUCGUGUUGGCGUCAAUGUUAGCCCUGGUGUUGGUGUGUCUGUCCAACUGUUCUGCUUUCACAAAUUGUCUCGGCGUUUAGCUGGUCAUUCGCUCUAUUCCCAGACCAGGCCCCGUGAAGAGGGGAUUCUGAGGACUGGCGAAUGUAGACAAGCCAAUCACGUGUUGACGACUGAUCGGUUCGUGACCAAUCAGCGGCCCGGUGGCACGAAGAAGCCUCCGUCCACUGCAGCUUGUGUGUGCCUAAUUGGGAAAAGCAAAGCCGGAAGGGUGAACUCCAUCCGGGACCGAUGGAGGCUGCAGAAUGGCAUCAGCAAGAGGCAGUUUUGGCGGAGGUGUUGA
Messenger RNA from Protopolystoma xenopodis, 867 nucleotides. The record is from the annotation of a GenBank genome assembly. NCBI's taxonomy places the organism in Eukaryota, Metazoa, Platyhelminthes, Monogenea, Polystomatidea, Polystomatidae.